AUGAAGUGUUGUUACAAAGGAUCAUCAAUUCUCGCUACCGAUUAUCACCCAUUCCUCUGUAAACAACCCAUCUCCUCUUCUUCUUCUUUUUUCCCUUCUACUCUCUCUUACCCGACCCGAAACCGAUUCUCAUCAACCCGGAUCCAAGCCCGAAUCCUCCACGACGAUCCGGUCAAACAAUCGGAAGAAGAUUUAAGCUUCUACGAUCUUCUCGGAGUCACCGAAUCCGUUACUCUCCCGGAAAUCAAACAAGCCUAUAAACAACUCGCUCGAAAAUACCAUCCCGAUGUUUCGCCGCCGGAUCGAAUCGAGGAAUACACAGAUCGGUUUAUUAGAGUUCAAGAAGCUUACGAAACUCUCUCAGAUCCUCGCCGAAGAAUUCUCUAUGACCGUGAUUUGUCUAUGGGAUUUUCGUUUUCCUUCUCCGGUAAACGCCGGAAUCGAUACGAUGAGGAAGUGGUGGAAGAGAAGAAGAGUGAGUGGAAGCAAAAAUGGCAAACUCAACUCUCAGGGUUAAAGAGAAGAAGCAAUCUUAAAAACAACAAUAACUCAAUGUCUUGGGCUGCUAGAAUGCGCCGCCAAAAUCACACGUCUGAAGAUUCUCCUUAA
Messenger RNA from Arabis nemorensis, 609 nucleotides. The record is from the annotation of a GenBank genome assembly. Lineage: Eukaryota; Viridiplantae; Streptophyta; Magnoliopsida; Brassicales; Brassicaceae.